Megalopta genalis is the source of this 1361-nucleotide messenger RNA. RefSeq lists its product as uncharacterized. The record is from RefSeq and is a predicted model, not a curated record. NCBI's taxonomy places the organism in Eukaryota, Metazoa, Arthropoda, Insecta, Hymenoptera, Halictidae.
CACUCUUGUCAAAUCUUGUCGUCCUCUACCGCUAUAUUCCGUUCAACUACUCACUGAUGGAGUGACGUAAUAUUUGAGGGAAUUCUUGACAACCUGACAACCUUGGUAGGAACUAGGAAUACAUUUACAAAAUCGACGAUGAAUUCCAACCUAGGUAAAUUAUAAUAAAUAUGUAUUCAUUGCAUUACACAUUAAGCGUGGAGCCGAUUUUGCGAGUUACUUGCUGGAAAGAAAAAGUACGCUGCCAAUCUAUUCCAUCUACUUCAUUUGAAUUAGAACUCUUUCAUAAUGGAAGAGUUUAUUCCAACACGUGGUUCAAAAAUUAAGAAAGAUGCUAUGAAGGAAUUUGUAGUAGUCAAUUUUAAAGCUGCUAAAAAAAAAGCAAAGAAAGCUGUUGAUAGCGAAAUAAAAAGGGACAUAUCACGUUUUAAUGAUGGAGACAAGGAUAUUGAUCCAAAAAGAAAGCAAGAGAUCGAAAUGAAACGAGUUAGGUAUGAGGUUAUGAAAUUUGGAAUGUCCGGAUUUGAAAAAGUAAACGCAGAUAAAGCAAAAGUUCAACUUGCUAUAAAUUUAGGUGCAAAACCUCCUAAGAAUAGAGGAAUUAAUUAUAAAAUAUUGAAAGAGCAGAAAAAAAGAGAAGAGGAACUGCCGAAAAACGGGGAACACGUAUCAGGACUUGAAAAGAGUAUGAUAAAGCAUAAAACUGCUAAAACUAUAAAAACUAAAAGAAAAGAUUCUGGUAUUUUAGACGUGUAUGGGAAAGUAAAUAGCAAACCGGACGGUAGAAAGAAAAGACGUAUGGCCUAGGAACUAGGAAUACAUUUACAAAAUCAACGAUGAAUUCCAACCUAGAUAAAUUAUAAUAAAUACGUAUUCAUUGCAUUACACAUUAAGCGUGGAGCCGAUUUUGCUGGGUUACUUGUUGGAAAGACGCUCCCCAGAAAAAGUACGUUGCCAAUCUAAAAAAACUAAUACUGCCCAAGCGGAAAGUCCGCUGUCAGCUCCAGGGGGAUGACACCAUGCUCAACGUGUAAAUAUUAUAGGUUUGUAAUGCAUAUACAUAUGAAUGAAUGUAAACAAUUAGUGACAUUCCAUUUGAAUUAGAACUCUUUGUAAGAUUCUCAUAAUGGAAGAGUUUAUUUCAACUCGAGGUUCAAAAAUUAACCCUUAGCGCCCCGCGCGUUUCUCGAAUACUGCCUACCAGCAACUGUGGCACAUUUUUGGAGCGGAGCGUCUGAGAUAAAGGAAGUCUUAUUUUGAGCGAAAAAGAUUACACGUACUUGUGUAUGCAUUUGAUUUUAUUUAUUUUAUAAAUAUACAUUUUCCUAUUGUAAAUAAAAGAUAAAUUUUAAAUUUUGUAA